Anas platyrhynchos (mallard) is the source of this 5665-nucleotide messenger RNA. RefSeq names its product chloride voltage-gated channel 3 (gene CLCN3). Gene Ontology annotation, molecular function: chloride:proton antiporter activity; voltage-gated chloride channel activity. Gene Ontology annotation, biological process: transmembrane transport; chloride transport. Gene Ontology annotation, cellular component: early endosome; plasma membrane; synaptic vesicle. The record is from RefSeq and is a predicted model, not a curated record. NCBI's taxonomy places the organism in Eukaryota, Metazoa, Chordata, Aves, Anseriformes, Anatidae.
AAGUCGCCUGCAGCCCCAGGGCCCGGGGGCGGGGCUAGGAGCGAGGGGCGACCGUUGGGGCCGUUGGGGGCCGUUGGGCCGGGGGCCGCGGGCUGCGCGCGGCGGGAGGAUGCGGCAGCGCCUGCCGGGCAGGUUAUAAAGCAGCUAAAUGGAGUCUGAGCAGCUGUUUCAUAGAGGCUACUAUCGAAACAGUUACAACAGUAUAACUAGUGCAAGCAGCGAUGAGGAGCUUUUAGAUGGAGCAGGUGUAAUUAUGGACUUUCAGACGUCUGAAGAUGACAAUCUCUUGGAUGGUGAUGCAUCAAUUGGAACUCAUUAUACAAUGACAAAUGGAGGAAGCAUCAACAGUUCAACGCAUUUACUGGAUCUUCUGGAUGAACCAAUUCCUGGAGUAGGAACGUACGAUGACUUCCAUACCAUUGACUGGGUUCGAGAGAAGUGCAAAGACAGAGAAAGGCAUAGACGGAUUAACAGCAAGAAGAAAGAAUCAGCAUGGGAGAUGACAAAAAGCUUGUAUGAUGCAUGGUCAGGAUGGCUCGUAGUCACACUAACUGGCUUGGCAUCAGGGGCACUGGCAGGAUUAAUCGAUAUUGCUGCUGACUGGAUGACUGACUUAAAGGAAGGCAUUUGCCUUAGUGCUUUUUGGUUUAACCAUGAACAGUGUUGUUGGGGUUCAAAUGAGACCACGUUUGAAGAGAGAGAUAAAUGUCCACAGUGGAAAACAUGGGCAGAAUUAAUAAUUGGGCAAGCAGAGGGGCCAGGUUCAUACAUAAUGAACUACAUAAUGUACAUUUUCUGGGCUUUGAGCUUUGCCUUCUUAGCAGUGUCUCUGGUGAAGGUGUUUGCUCCAUAUGCCUGUGGCUCUGGGAUUCCUGAGAUAAAAACUAUUUUGAGCGGCUUCAUCAUCAGAGGUUAUCUAGGAAAGUGGACUUUGAUGAUAAAAACCAUCACUUUAGUCUUGGCUGUAGCAUCGGGUUUGAGUUUAGGAAAGGAAGGUCCCUUGGUACAUGUUGCCUGCUGCUGUGGGAAUAUUUUUUCCUACCUCUUUCCAAAGUACAGCACAAAUGAAGCUAAAAAACGAGAGGUGUUGUCAGCUGCCUCAGCAGCAGGAGUAUCUGUAGCCUUUGGUGCCCCAAUUGGUGGAGUCCUUUUCAGUCUGGAGGAGGUCAGUUAUUAUUUCCCCCUGAAAACUUUAUGGAGAUCAUUUUUUGCUGCUUUAGUAGCUGCAUUUGUUUUAAGGUCCAUCAAUCCUUUUGGUAAUAGCCGCUUAGUUCUUUUUUAUGUGGAAUAUCACACUCCUUGGUACCUAUUUGAACUGCUUCCUUUUAUUCUUCUGGGAGUAUUUGGUGGGCUCUGGGGAGCAUUUUUCAUUCGAGCAAACAUCGCAUGGUGUCGUCGACGCAAAUCUACAAAAUUUGGGAAGUACCCUGUCCUGGAGGUUAUUAUUGUUGCAGCAAUAACAGCUGUCAUCGCAUUUCCUAAUCCAUAUACAAGGCUAAACACCAGUGAGCUUAUUAAAGAGCUGUUCACGGACUGUGGGCCGUUAGAAUCCUCCUCCCUCUGCGACUACAGAAAUGAUAUGAACGCAAGCAAAAUAGUAGAUGAUAUUCCUGACCGCCCAGCAGGCACCGGAGUUUAUUCAGCUAUAUGGCAGCUGUGUUUAGCACUCAUAUUUAAAAUAAUCAUGACGGUCUUCACCUUUGGUAUCAAGGUUCCAUCUGGGUUGUUCAUACCUAGCAUGGCAAUUGGAGCCAUAGCAGGAAGGAUUGUGGGAAUUGCAGUGGAGCAGCUGGCUUACUACCAUCACGACUGGUUCAUUUUCAAAGAAUGGUGUGAAGUCGGAGCUGACUGCAUUACACCUGGUCUUUAUGCCAUGGUUGGUGCUGCUGCAUGCUUAGGUGGCGUGACAAGGAUGACUGUGUCCCUGGUAGUUAUUGUCUUUGAGCUAACAGGAGGGCUGGAAUAUAUUGUGCCCCUAAUGGCUGCAGUCAUGACCAGUAAGUGGGUAGGAGAUGCCUUUGGUAGGGAAGGCAUCUAUGAGGCGCACAUCCGACUGAAUGGAUAUCCCUUCUUGGAUGCAAAGGAGGAGUUUACUCACACAACACUGGCCGCUGAUGUAAUGAGACCUCGAAGAAGUGAUCCGCCGUUAGCAGUUCUGACGCAGGAUAAUAUGACAGUUGAAGACAUAGAAAACUUGAUCAACGAAACCAGCUAUAACGGUUUUCCUGUUAUUAUGUCAAAAGAAUCGCAGAGACUGGUGGGCUUUGCUUUAAGAAGAGAUUUAACUAUCGCAAUAGAAAGUGCUAGAAAGAAGCAGGAAGGGAUUGUUGGCAGUUCCAGGGUCUGUUUUGCCCAGCAUACCCCAUCGCUUCCAGCAGAAAGCCCUAGGCCUUUGAAGCUUAGAAGCAUACUUGACAUGAGCCCUUUCACCGUGACAGACCACACGCCCAUGGAAAUAGUGGUUGAUAUUUUCCGGAAGCUGGGUUUGAGGCAGUGCCUUGUAACACACAACGGGAUUGUCUUGGGGAUCAUCACAAAGAAGAACAUAUUAGAGCAUCUCGAGCAACUAAAGCAGCACGUCGAACCCUUGGCGCCUCCUUGGCAUUAUAACAAAAAAAGAUAUCCUCCGUCAUAUGGCCCAGACGGCAAACCAAGACCCCGCCUCAAUAAUGUUCAACUGAAACCCAUAGCUGAGGAGAGAGAGGAAACUGAAGAGGAGGUUCAUUUGUUGAAUAGCACAACACUUUAGUCUGGGAGAUACUUCUAAAAUCAGAAACGAGAGCUGGGUUUUUGCGUAACAGUGCUGCUGGAAAUCAGGAGUUGGUCUGGGGGAAGCUGUGGAGAGGAGGAAGGCUGAUGGGAGCGUGCGAAGGGAGAGCUGCUGUCCUGCACUGGAUGCGUCCCGAGGCGUCAGGUCUGCCAUGAUAGUGCAGUGGGAGAGCCGUGCGAGGUGGCGCAAUUCUCCAGCCCCAGCCUGGUACUUCAGCAUUGAAGAGAUGUGUUCUUAGUCCCUGUUUCUGGAGGGAUCAUUCCGAAUUGAGCCAUCUUAUGGAGACUGAAAGGUCUUGCCCUUUUUACCACUGAAAACUGUUGUGUUAACUCAUGAAAUGUAUAAUUAUUACACGUCACCUUUCUACAUUCCAGAAGAGCUUUAUUUCUCUCUCUCCUGAGCCGUAACAAAGCCUCUUUAAAAUUGGUGUGCCCUUUUGAAGCAGUUGUUUCUCAUAUUGAGAUGUACUGUGAGUUACUGAGGUUGGAUCACAAGAAGGGAGGUUUUUCUUGUGCCAUUAAACGUGUAAGUUUGUACAUCAUGAAAUGCUUGGGGCAGUACAGAUCCACUGCAACAAAAACAGAUGGAACAGGUAAUACCUUGCAAGAGCCAUGCGAGACAUCUUUCAGCCCAUGCGCUGUGAUAAUGAGAAAAAUGAAACGUUAAACUAGAGUUUCAGAGAAAAAUACUGUUUUUGCUGCAGAAAAUAUCAAUAAUGUGACCUGGUCUUAUGCAAUUUUUGUAUUAUUGAAAACACUAGGAUAUAUACCAAUGUUGUGCAGUAUAAGGAAGAGUACUGCUAUCUACUAGUUAAGAGCUGGAACAAUUCUGUAUACGUGUAUCUGGUAAAAAAUGCAUGCUACAACACUGGAGAUAUUUUUUCCCCCCCUGUAAAAUUUGAGACUGCUCAUUUUUAUUUUUUCUUCUCCACAAAAGAUGUUCCACUGCUGACAUGGUAGGAAGAAAUGUAACUCAUAACUUGCACUAAAUGUAUAUUAUUUUUCUUGAAGUUUUACCAUUCUUUAUUUAUAUUUUUAUGAAUUAAAAAAUCUAUUAAAUACAAAUCAGUUAAUAUCUCACAUAACUAAUUACCUUUUUAAUGUGAUUUUAUAGAAUAAUUCACAAUCCUCUCUGAGUAAUGGAGGAUUAGCAAAUGUUUACAACUAGAUGAAGGGUUUAAACAAAAUGGUUUCUUUAUGAUCCAACAUGCAUAUAAGAUCAUUUUCAAAUGUAACUUUCACUGCCGUUACUUUUUGAGCAGAUAACUGGAACAGUAAUAGUAGAAAUAUUAUUAAAAGAAAUAAAACUUCAGGGUUUUAAAAAUAAUAAAAAGCAACUCUACGUAUUAGAUUGCUUUUGACUUUUUUCCAAGUAUAUAGAGCUAUAAAUGAUAUAUAGCCACUGAAGAUGAGCGGCAGGGCAGAAUCAAAUCCAGUACUUGAAAGUUUGGCAGGACUUCAAAGUUGAGCAGCAACACACAGGGCGGCAGCAGGUGAACUGACCAAUUCCUAACAGCCUAACUUUUCUUUCGGUCACCAAUUAAUUUGUUUCAGUCAUUUUUUCAAACUGUCACAAACACAUGCGGACACAAAGGCAAUGUGCCAUAAGUGAAGCAGGGAGGAAAAACCUCAAGAAAUAUGGCGUAGAGAAUCAUGUUUUACAAAAUGUGGCUAGAUAAAAUUUCCUUAUUAACAGUUAUGACCACAGGACUCCAAAGGUUGAGAUGGUUAAUGCCUAAAUUCUUGGGCAUCUCUAAUGCAGUUGUCACAGUUACCUCAAACAUCUUUUUUCAGCAAAGUACUCAGCAUGACUUCAUCUUAAAGCAAGGUAACGUCCCGAAACAGUACUGUGGUAUUGUCGGCAAGCUCCAAAAAAAUGUCAGUGUUUAAAGUGCUUUGCUGAAUUUUUGCCUAUUUUCGGAGUAUAAAACUGCCAGCUACUCGAUCUCAUCUCCUGCAGUAACUGGAACCAGUAGAAAGUGUAAUGUGCCAGUGGGCUCAGUGUGAUCAGCGCCUGUACGAAGAGCAGCUUUGGAGCUGAAAUGGAAUCCGGCUGUGUUGAGGCUGUUGAGUUGCAGCAACAGGCUGUAUUCUGCCAAGCAAAGCUAAUGCCAGGGGUUCAGCAUUUGUUCUGGUACGUUGGGUGAACCUGCAGAAACUUCACGAAGAGCAGGGUUUGGCCCCUAUAUGGAAGGCAGCUCUGGAAGCUGUCAGUGAUGCUGAUCUGUUAUCUUUGUGGUUUUUUUUUUUGUUUGUUUUGUUUUUUUCCUGUAGUGGAAGAAUAUAAAUGCACUACAUGUAUAAAAAGUUGCUUUAAAUCAGUUUGGAACCUCUGCCAUUUCUGAUGUUUUCCUCAUCCUAAAACACUGCUGUGUAUGUACUGUAUUAAUUUGCACCUGAUUCUACAGACUGUACUGUCUGAAUUAAAAUACAGUUCACACCCCUGCUGUGUUUUAUAAUUUCAGUAUGGAUCCCAAGUGCUGCAUAUAAAUUGUUUAUCCUUUAAUGUUCUCGGCUGCUAAGCUUUCCCUAUUGACAUUUUAAAUGUCCCUGGUAAACAUGCAUUAGAAAUUCUGAUACUGAAGUAUGUGUGCCUCCGCUGUUCAACAAAAUUUUUCUAAUGUAAAACUUCCAGCGCCUUACUCAAGUUUCUAAUUCGAAAAAAAUGUGGAUGGGAGGGUGAAAGUGUCAGCAUUAUUAUUAUUUUUAAAUCAGUCAGUUACUGGUUCAUGAAGAAUGCAUACUUUGUUAAUCUGUGAUGUUGCCUAGAGCUGUAUUUAAUAUUGAUCUUAAUGUUUUUAUUUAUAAUAGUGUGGUAGAGCUGCAUAUCAUUACAGUAAAAAUUCUGAUUACUGUGAUGAUUUAAACAAACAUUAAAAACUUCUGUAUGACCAUU